AUGGCGCCGGUAAAGUUCGGUCUGUUCAAGGCUCGGAGCAGGGACUAUCAGGAGCAGCCCUCCACUGAGAACCUACUGCACACCAGUCAUAGCAGCGACCAUUUGGGUACUCCAUCUUCCCCUAUACCUUCAACCAGCAAGGGUAUGCUGGAAGACACGGCAUCAGCAGACCUAUCCGUGCUGAAUAUUGACAGCGAGGAUGAUGACACAAUAUCUCAACAGAACAUAGUAACUCGACGCGUCAGUGAUACCAGCAAGAUAGAAGAGUCGCAGAUAAACUACCAGCCCCUUAAAAACCAAGCAUCAGCAGACGCUACAUCCAUGUCUACCCUGAACUCCGACCAAGAAGACCAUGAGACCACGUUAGUAGACGAUGGAGAUGGCGCGUCUACUUCCUGCGAUGUCCUCUCCUUACAAUUUGAUGAGACGUCGAUAGCUGCCAGCGAAGACUUGUCGGUCUAUUGCGGGACUCUGAAGAAGACCAAGAAGAUCAGAAGUAAGGAAGAGAAGCAGUUACGAGACUUGGAUAUGUGGCAAGCUAGUAAUGUGGAGGUUAUGCAGAACCUCCUAAGCAGAAGUGGCACAUUGGAUGACCAAAUAAAAUGGGAGGCCAUAGCUACAGCUAGAGGUCUUUGCACUCUGAAAGACAGCUGCACAUGUGACGAUUGUGUGAGGGCGAAAUACCUCGCAGGAGUCACUGAUGGCGACGGAGGCCUGGGCGCCGCGCCCCUCUUCAACGCCAUAAGCGUCGGCUGCAUUGUCCAGUAA
Messenger RNA from Spodoptera littoralis (African cotton leafworm), 768 nucleotides. The record is from the annotation of a GenBank genome assembly. Lineage: Eukaryota; Metazoa; Arthropoda; Insecta; Lepidoptera; Noctuidae.